Messenger RNA from Lindgomyces ingoldianus, 429 nucleotides. RefSeq lists its product as uncharacterized. The record is from RefSeq and is a predicted model, not a curated record. Lineage: Eukaryota; Fungi; Ascomycota; Dothideomycetes; Pleosporales; Lindgomycetaceae. The transcript has 2 exons. The annotation marks the transcript as partial.
GCUCUGGCAGCUCUCUCUAUGAUCCCUUCCUGCCCCGCUCCUCCCGUCGUCGUGGCUUUCGUCGCUGAAUUAUCUGCCGAUAUCAUCGGCGGCAUCAUUGUCGAAGUAGCCUGCAAGGACAAAGACUGUGGCGGCAAUAAUAAGGCCAGAAGCCCCAUGCGAUUCGAACCUCGUCAAAUCACCUUGCCUCCAGGCGUCUCUCAGCACGCCGUCGACGAGUGCACAAACUCGAUGGCCGGAGUCACAAUCACAGUCACUCAGAAGGCUGCGAACUCUUUCCAGCUUGAUGCUGUACCCGCUCCGUGCAUGAACUUGGCUACAUUAUUCACCGAUCAGGGACAUCCCGUCCCUUGCGGCUCCGCCUGCAUGGCCUACGACGAUCUUACCGAUGCGGACAGCCAGAAGCUGCUUGCGACAAUCCAAAGCCUU